Paramisgurnus dabryanus is the source of this 3061-nucleotide messenger RNA. RefSeq names its product doublesex and mab-3 related transcription factor 2b (gene dmrt2b). Gene Ontology annotation, cellular component: nucleus. Gene Ontology annotation, molecular function: DNA-binding transcription factor activity, RNA polymerase II-specific; RNA polymerase II cis-regulatory region sequence-specific DNA binding. The record is from RefSeq and is a predicted model, not a curated record. Lineage: Eukaryota; Metazoa; Chordata; Actinopteri; Cypriniformes; Cobitidae. Gene Ontology annotation, biological process: sex differentiation; regulation of transcription by RNA polymerase II.
AGUAAGGUGAGCUGAAAGUUGGCAACUAUGAGAUCAAUCACUGCUUCAUUCCGAUAGCGUCUAUACAUGGGUGGACCAGGUGAGAGGCAAACAGCCCAGAUACCACAGCACAGCUUAAUGGCUUAUCAUUUCAAACUCUAUCUGCACUAAGACUUCACUCCUUUUUCAUCGGAAUCGGUAUAUGAAUUCAGCUUUUUAUAAGACUUUCAAUGAUCAUUCAUGUCAUUAAGAGGCUCGGUUUUAAUCACCAUUCCGUUAGUCUUAUAAAUGUCUGCUAAACUCGAUAGAGAUUCACAAGUAGAUCUGACCCACCCAGAGGCACAAAAAGCAGGAUGGGCUGAGGAGAUUGACGUGGAGAAAGUUGACGGACACGAGACCGGAGCAGAGAUGACGGCUGAGCGCAGGCUCACCCGCAGCCCGAAGUGCGCGCGCUGCAGGAAUCACGGAGUGGUGUCGCGCCUCAAGGGCCACAAGCGCGUGUGUCGCUGGCGGGACUGUCAGUGCGUCAACUGUCAGCUCGUCGUAGAGAGACAGAGAGUGAUGGCAGCACAGGUCGCCCUCAGGAGACAACAGGCCACGGAGGGUAAGAAAUGUCAAAAAAACAGCUCUGUUCUCAGACGCUCAGCGUACCAGCGCUUGUCCCGAGCACCUAGUCUCCUGGCAAAAAGUAUUCUGGAGGGCUACAAGCCACCAGUGAUGGAGGACUGGCCAAAGAGGGUCCACCACACCCCAGUCAGUGUUCGGAUGAGGAAGAGGAGAGCCUUUGCUGAUAAAGAGCUGGACAGCGUGAUGCUAGACAAAGAGUUAAGAACCAGAGAGAUGAAGGAGUUACCUACUGUCCUUCUACAGGCUGUUGUACCCUCCACCCCUCUUCCAUUUUUUUACCCACUGUCAGACCAUAUCAUGCCCACAUACAUCCAUGUACCCAAAACUGUCCCACCGUUGAUUGACUCUGAUCUCCCCCACCUACAUAUGCUCAAGACUGUAGACUGUGGGGAGAACUGGGAUGUUGUCACAGAAAGUGAGUUGAGUCGGGAAUGUCUAUCAUCGCCUUUGGGCCGGUCGCCUGCACAUUGCUACAUAAUGAGCACGGGUGUCGACAUAGUUAAGACCUUGCCAGAGAGCGAUUCUGCUGAUGUGUCUGCUAUCAAGUCGAAAAGGUUUGCUGUUGACACUAUGUCAAAGCAAGACAUUGCACCUUCGCUUGCAAUGGGGGACCAGUUGGUACAAGAUAAAUUGCCACACAAACACAGCAGGUCAUCGGGACAUGAGGUACAAAUAGACUGUGUGGGAGGUGCAAAUCAAGACUCGAUCAAAAAAUCUGUAAAACAUCCAUUGCCGUUUUCUGUUGAGGCAUUGCUCAUGAGAUGAUAAAAGUUAUUUCUAUUUCACUGGAGAGCAUAGCUUCUUUCUUGUUAAGCAGUUUAAUGAAACAUAUUGGACUGUUUCAUUAUUUUUGAUUCAUUUAUAACCAAUUUUUGUAAUUAUUAGGCUAUAAUACGUUAUAAUGUACAAUAAAUAAUUUUUAUAGUCCUGUUUAAUUCAGUGUUACAAAAUAUUAAAUUACACAAGAUGGGAUAUGAAUGCAUAUUAUUUACCUUUAUAUUGUAAAUUCUUUCUUCUCUAUUUCACUAUAUUUGGAAGAAUGUUGGUAUUAUAACACUUUAUUCUUUAUUAUAAAAACAGUUGUCAUGCUAACCCUAUUUUUAAUGAUUCAUAUUUAAACAUCAAAUCAUAAAAAACACUAGGUUCUUUGUACUGUUACAGCAGUGUUCAUAAAAUAUUUUGAAUAAAAAAAACUAACAAUGAAAUGGCCUCCUAGACAGAAAACAACUCACAGUGUGAAGUUAAAUGAGCAAAACAGGAGCAGAAACAUGAGAGUUCAAAGCCAGGGAAUAAUUUUAAUAUGACCUCAGGAGAACAAAGACAUAUUUUCUCUCCACAUGUAUUCUACAUUUUAACACUAGUCAACACUUGAAGUGGAUCAAAACCUUUCAAAAAAGUUGUCUUAAACCAAUAACCAAUACCCGUUGAUGUUUUAGGACAACUUUUUCUAAUAAUGUACAUCACUGUGUUUAGCAUUACACUCUAAGUAGCAUACAUAGCAUACACUAAGCAUUGAUGUUUUUUCAAACAUUUUUCACUGUUGGGUUGUAAUUUAAAGGAAUAUUCAAUUUUCUUAAAAGAAAAAUCCAGAUAAUUUACUCACCACCAUGUCAUCCAAAAUGUUGAUGUCUUUCUUUGUUCAGUCGAGAAGAAAUUAUGUUUUUUUAGGAAAACAUUGCAGGAUUUUUCUCAUUUUAAUGGACUUUAAUAGACACCAACAAUUAACACUUAACUCAACACUUAACAGUUUUUUUCAAAGGACUAUAAACGAUCCCAAACGAGGCAUAAGGGUCUUAUCUAGCGAAACGAUUGUCAUUUUUUACAAGAAAAAUAAAAAAUAUGCACUACUAAACCACAACUUCUCGUCUAGAUCCGGUCGUGAUGCGCCAGCGUGACCCCACGCAAUACGUCAUGACGUCAAGAGGUCACAGAGGACAAACGUGAAACUAUGCCCCAGUGUUUACUAGGGAUGCACCGAUAGGAUUUUUUUGGGCCGAUACCGAUACCGAUUUAAACAGACAACUUCUGGCCGAUACCGAUGCCGAUAUUAAACACUUGUAUACAAUACUAUACAGUUGGUCUAUUAGCUAGUUUAUUUCUGCAUCAAAUUAUUGGAUCUGGAUGGAUUGGAUCUAAUUAACAUUUAACUGACCAACAUAAUAAGAGAGGCACAAAUUAAGCUAAAACAAAUAUAAUAAGACAGCAUGACAACCUUAAAAGGUGGUGUUUGCUAUUCAGCAUUUAUUUUAUUAACAACAUUAACAAAUUUUUUUACAUAUAAUGGAUUUCUUCAUGCAGUUAAUUAAUAAACAAUCGGUAUCGGCCUUUCUAGUGCUAUUGCCGAUAUGCCGAUGGUUUCAAAUUCAUCAAAAAUCGGCCGAUAAAUAUCGGCGGCCGAUACAUCGGUGCAUCACUAGUGUUUACAAGUGUUGAGAAAGAGGAGCGUUCCGACGUU